UUUUUUUUUUCUAACUUAUCGUACAUAUUAUAUAUUUUUAUCAUUCUUAUCACUUCUAAUUUUAACGGUUCUCGCUUUUGACGAUUAAUUAUUCGUUUUUAGAAAACUUAGCGUUGAUUUGCAUUCGGAUUUUCUAAACUUUACAGUUUGCGUAAAAACAUCUUCAAUAAUUUUGUAAUUCCAAGUGUUCAUUAAAAAUUUAUUUUUUUUUUUACUAAUAGUUACGCACACUUCUGGAAAUAUUGCACAAUGGUUCAACAAGUUUUUAUUGGUCCAGUAAUUCAAACAGAUGAAAGCGGAGAAUUAAUUAUUAAAGAGCACUUGGCAAUUUUUACUCAGGAUGGCAAGAUCAUUCGUAUCGAGGAAAAUGUACCAAUAGGUCAACAAGAGAUCGAGUAUUACCUGAAAGAUUUUUCUGUGGACGAAGUUAAUAUCUUAUCACAUGGACAAUUUAUGAUACCUGGAUUCAUCGAUUGUCACAUUCAUGCGGUUCAGUUUCCAAAUCUUGGUUUGGGCUAUGACAAAUCUCUCCUGGACUGGUUGGAAACAUAUACAUUCCCUUUAGAGAAAAGAUAUACUGAUACAAAUUUUGCAGAGCGAGUAUUUGAUGCAGUUGUGAAGCAAACUAUUAGAACAGGCACAACAACAGCUUGUUACUUUGCAUCUUUAUAUGCUGAAGCAUGUAUAAUUCUUGCUAACAAAGCUGCGGAGCUGGGCCAGCGAGCUUUUAUUGGAAAAGUAAACAUGAACUUUCCUCGUGAAGAUGGAUAUUACGAAAGCACUGAAAAGUCAAUUGAGAAUACUGUAGCUUUCAUAGAAUCUAUUGAACAAAUAGGGAAUUCACUUGUGAGGCCAGUUAUCACACCAAGAUUUGCGUUGAGCUGCGACAUGCAGUUAAUGAAACGACUUGGGGAAAUUGCUAAAGCAAGAGAUUUACAUAUACAGAGUCAUGUUUCCGAGAAUUUAGCUGAGAUAGAUGCAGUAAAGAAAGCUUUCUCAGACCAGUUUUCGUACACAGCUGUUUAUGACAGCGCUGGUCUUCUCACCAGUAAGACAUUGUUAGCGCACGGAGUUUAUCUCGAAGACAGUGAACUUGUCAUCUUGAAAGAACGAGGGACAGCUAUAAUUCACUGUCCGUCGUCGAAUAUAUAUUUGAAAAGCGGAUUGUGCGACGUGCAGAGACUAAAAGCUCAUAAUAUCAAAGUUGGGCUUGGAACAGAUGUUUCAGGCGGAGCAAGCUAUAGUAUAUUGAAUGAAAUGAGAUCAGUUUUGCAAGUAUCGAAUUCAUUGUCUAUGAUGAAAGAUAAUUACACGCAACUUAGUUACAAGGAUGUUUUUCAUAUGGCAACUUCGGGAGGUGCUAAAGCGCUUUCAAUAGAAGACAAACUUGGCAAUCUGAUGCCAGGCAAAGAAUUUGAUGCUCUUAUUAUAGAUUUGAACGCGGAAGGUAGUUUGUUGGACAAUUUCAGAGAAUACACACUUGAAGAAAAACUUCAAAGAUUUAUAUAUUCCGGUGACGAUCGUAAUGUAAUAUCAGUGUACAUCAAAGGCAAAAAAGUUAAAUAGGUCAAAUAUUUUAUUUUUAUACAAAUUUUACAACUGAGAUUCUAGAUGUGAUAUUUUAAAUGAUGAUAUUUUUAUAUAUCAUACAUAUAUCAAAAUAAAGAUUGAAGAAAUUCGAUAACGUCUUCUUUCACAUCAAUGUGAUAGAAUAAUGUAUAAAUUUAUAUUUUUGUAUUCCGCUACACACAUGUCCACGUAUGUGUGUGUGUGCGCCAAAGUUACA
Molecule: messenger RNA, 1786 nt
Organism: Pseudomyrmex gracilis
Lineage: Eukaryota; Metazoa; Arthropoda; Insecta; Hymenoptera; Formicidae
Gene: DhpD
Product: guanine deaminase
Exons: 8
Coding region: 250-1566 (438 amino acids)
Biological process (GO): guanine catabolic process
Cellular component (GO): cytosol
Molecular function (GO): guanine deaminase activity; zinc ion binding
Source: RefSeq, a predicted model, not a curated record